Molecule: messenger RNA, 2817 nt
Organism: Eimeria tenella
Lineage: Eukaryota; Apicomplexa; Conoidasida; Eucoccidiorida; Eimeriidae
Exons: 8
Coding region: 1-2817 (938 amino acids)
Biological process (GO): regulation of mitochondrial mRNA stability; mitochondrial RNA processing
Cellular component (GO): ribonucleoprotein granule; mitochondrial matrix
Molecular function (GO): RNA binding
Source: RefSeq, a predicted model, not a curated record
AUGCAAGCUGCAGCCGCAAGCUCUUGCCGUGCGAUGACAAUCAGGUCCCCUUAUAGGUUUUCAUUUGGAGGAGCUGAUUCGAGGCCAAACAUUAUUAGCCGUCUCGAACUCUACAGGCGUUCUUUGUCCGAGCUUUUGGCGCUAAAGGAGAAGCAGCCUCCAACAGACAGCGGAGCUCGAUUACCUUGCCACUCUUCUACCCAGAAAACUGCCUCGCAAUUCCUUGAUACCCAGUUGAUUUGGCGAUCACGAAAUGUUGCUAUCAGCGGCUCUCACUGGAGGUGCCCUCGCAGUGUUAGAGGGUUUGCAACGAAACGCAAGAGGCUGGAUGAAUAUGACUCUUAUGAAGCAACAAUCGACCCCAGGAAGGUCCCUCCCGAUUUUUGCAGGGUGCCUAUACACUUCCAGUCUGCAGGAGAGCUAAAAGACACCGUAACAAUGGCUGGGCGCAUGCGUCUAACCAACCCAAAUUUCUGGAUGCGCUGCAGUUCCGCUCUAAAAGACCAUUCCGGGGCUUUCCGUGCAAGAGAACUCGUCGCUAUUCUUAAUGCCUACGCGAAAGCAAAUUACAGGGAUGUUUAUCUGUUCAAUUGUUUCUCUCAACUCGUCGCUCUGCAGGCGCAUGACUGUCGCGCGUCAGACCUGGCAGUCGCUCUGCAGGCUUUUGCGAGACUUAACAUCCACAACAGGCCGUUUUUUGACCUACUAGCACUGCAAUGCAUACGGAAGAUGGAAGAGUUGGGCCCAAGAGGGAUCGCCACUGCGGCGGCUGCUUAUGGGGGUGUUCAGCAUCACCAUCCCUUGCUUUUCAGCAGACUCUGUGAGCACACAAAGGCACAGAUUGAGACAUUUUGCAACACAGACCUCAUCCAAGUACUGUGGGCUUGUUCACGCGUCUCGUAUCGGCACUUGGAGAUGCUUAACCGCUGCGCAGACCAACUGAUUUCUCGGUUGGCCACUUGCACUGUCGCGGAGACACUCUCAGCAGCACAGGCGUUUGCAUCUUUGGGUUUCUACAGAGCUGACUUAGUGGGAAGCUUUUCGUCAUUUUUAAAAUCCAAAAUAUGUAGCAUCCCAGUUCGCAGCCUUCCGCUGCUUCUGGAGGCAUUCACGUCAUUCGACCGGCUUGCGAGGGCGCACUCGGCCGAACAUGGGAAGUCUGUGUCAGCGCAUCAGGCGGGGACAGCUGAUUCCUUGUCCGACAACGCUGAUCUGUACAGAACGGCACUUCCAGCUAUAGCUCGGGCUGCCAUAUGUUUUUCUUUCAGCGAGUUAGCUUCAGUGGAUUCGGCUCUGCAUUCAGUAGGCCUUAGGCAUGAUCUCUUGACGCGAGCGUUGCAGCAAGUGCUGCAACAGCAAGGCCCGUACUUAACCCCUGGGGAGUGCGUAGAUAUUUUGGUGCAAGUGGCCUCGCGAGGGGGGACCGGGAACAAUGUUGCUGCGGCUGUAGCCAUCAGGGCCCUUCUUUCCUCUCCUGAGAAAGUAUGCAGCCUCCCCGACGCGUCAAUCUUACAGAUAUUCAGGUCUCUGAAGAAGUUACAGUGCUCCGAUUCCCUUGCUGUCCUUGCUUGGAUCACUUUUGGAGAUUCCGGCCCGGGAUGCAAACGGUGUCAUCUUAGGGGCGCUGAGCUGCUGGUCGCUCAACGCAUUUUGUUGCAGUACUUCUCUGCGGAAGCUUUUGUAAAUUCCUAUUGCAAGGGCCGUUUCUUAGGUGCUUCGUGGAAAGCUGAUGCCGAUGGUACAUCCCGGGCGCCUGUGGCUUCAUUCAGCCCUCCUUCCGGGCAAAGUGAUGCUCUGCAGAAGGAGGCAGUUGAUCUUUACGCCUCAAUUUUGGGUUAUGCAAAAACUGCUGCGGCUGAUGCAUUAGUUCUGGCGCUUUGUCGCUACAGCGCAGACCCUGGUGUCGGCUUGUGGCUUGAGCUGCUAAUGGAAGGACGCCUAAAAACAGCAGACCCCGAGUUGCUGCCUGCGCUUCUGGUGGAGCUGGCACGAUUGCAGAAAGAACGAGAGGCUGCAGAGGAAGCCGGUAACUCUACUACGUUUGAACCAUGGAAUUCUUCAGACGUCUACCCCGGCUCCCACUUUCCUCCAAUUCCUUCAUCAGAUCAGCUGUCGCAGUGUUUCUGUCAGGUUGCUUGCCUUCUUAUGGAAUCGCCUUUAGCUGAAGUGGCUGGAGAUGCUGAACACCAAUUGCCGUUGUCUGGGCAACCUGAGGAAGCGCAGAAAGUGGUCCUCUAUCGACGGCUUUCCGUGGCUGCAGCAGGUAGCGCAGCAAAAGCUGUGCGCUCUCACCCCCAACCUGAGAUCGCACGGCGGUAUGCUAGGAAGCUCUCUGAUAUGGUGUGCUUGAGGCUUGCAGAGGAUAGUUUUCCAGGAGAAGCUGUUGAUACUGCAGGUUCUUGCCGUGCCCACCACUUCCGACAGGAGGCAAAAUGUUUGGCGCGGCUGCUGCAGACUUUCGUGACUCUAGGGGCAAAUGUCCCAUCGGAGCUUCUACGCGAGCUUGCUCCUCGCCUGAAGUUCAUGGAAGGGAAAGAUAUCUUGUCAGUUCUGCGAUUAAUUUCCCAGCAACCCGCGGAAUGUGCCUUUCGCCAUCACCUUGCAUGCGCCGUCGAUUUACGCUUUCGGGACCUGAAGAGUUGGAGGCAACUGAAUGAGCUUCGUGAGCUCUGUGUUGCUCUGAAGCUGGCAGUGGAUGAUGACAUCGCUGAACAAGAGGCUGAUGUUUCUCGGUACCAGUCAGCAGAAGACCCUGAGGAGGAAUACAUACCAACUUUAGCUGAUGCCAUGUGCGAAUUGCAAGAGGACGCUUCAUGA